This is a messenger RNA of Eucalyptus grandis, 2920 nucleotides long. Its product is annotated as anthocyanidin 3-O-glucoside 2'''-O-xylosyltransferase-like. Lineage: Eukaryota; Viridiplantae; Streptophyta; Magnoliopsida; Myrtales; Myrtaceae. The record is from RefSeq and is a predicted model, not a curated record. Gene Ontology annotation, molecular function: UDP-glycosyltransferase activity.
CUGUCCAUUAGAAAGCUCCUCUUCGCCCUCCACUCCUCCACCUGUGCUGUGCUAUCCGAACCAGAACCCAAUAAAAUUUCCCUUCUCUGUUCAGCCUUCACAUAUUCCUUCUUCCCAAAAAAGAAACAUACUUGCCCGUCCAUUUUGCGAACGAACAAGGGAAAACAAAAAUAAAGAGAUCUCGCAGACUCCAACUGACCAGAAGAUUUACUAAUCACGAUGUCGGAGGAGACGAUUUCGAAGUUUCACAUGGCCAUGUUUCCAUGGUUCGCAGUUGGUCACAUCACCCCAUAUCUCCACCUCUCCAACGAACUCGCCAAGAGAGGCCACAAAAUCUCCUUCUUCUUGCCCAGGAAAGCACUAAUUCUCUUGGAAAACCUCAAUCUACACCCCAACCUCAUCACCUUCCACCCGCUCACCGUCCCCUCGGUCGCCACCCUCCCUCCAGGGACUGAAACCGCCUCCGACAUCCCCUUCUCCGACUCUCCCUUUCUCGCUGCUGCCAUGGACCUCACUCGCCCCCAGUUAGAGGUCUCCCUGCAGGCCAUGCAGCCCGACUUCAUCUUCUACGACUAUGCCCAUUGGAUCCCUCAAGUGGCCAGGCCGCUCGGCAUCAGGACAGUCUGCUAUAAUGUUAUUUCAGCGGCUGCAAUUGCCAUGGUCCUCGUGCCGGCGCGUGAGGUGACGCAGGGGAAACCGUGCACGGAGGAAGAGCUGGAAAAGCCACCCAAUGGGUACCCAUCAAAAACGGCGGUGCUGCGUGGCAGCGAAGCCCGACCGCUCAUAUUCAUAUCCCUGCUGUCUGGAGACAACAUCACAUUCUAUGGCCGCGGCACGACCGCCAUGCGGGAGUGCGACGCGAUCGCCUUGCGAACGUGCCAAGAAAUAGAAAGGGACUUCUGUGCCUACAUCAGCGGUCAAUACGGUAAACCUGUCUUCUUAACUGGCCCGGUCUUGCCUAAGCCCGAUAUGAAGCUGCUGGAUGAGAAGUGGGCCGAGUGGCUCGGCCAGUUCAAGCCAGGUUCCGUGGUGUUCUGCGCGUUUGGGAGCCAGCACGUUCUUGAAAAGGGCCAGUUCCAAGAACUCCUGCGAGGUUUUGAGUCCACAGGUUUGCCAUUUUUGAUAUCUCUCAGACCACCAAUCGGGACAAACUCUGUAGAAGAAGCUUUUCCUGAGGGUUUCGAAGAGAGAGUCCGAGGAGGAGUGGUUCACGGCGGUUGGGUCCAACAGCCACUGAUCUUGAGCCACCCAUCCGUCGGGUGCUUCGUGAACCAUUGCGGGUUUGGGUCCAUGUGGGAGUCACUGCUGGGCGAUUGCCAAAUAGUGAUGGUCCCACAUCUGGCUGACCAGAUCCUGAACACGAGACUGCUGGCCAACGAACUGAAAGUGGGCAUCGAAGUGGAGAGAAAAGAGAGCGGGUGGUUCUCGAAGGAGAGCUUGUGCAGAGCCAUCAAGAGCGUGAUGGAUGAAAAGAGUGAAGUGGGUCUGUUGGUGAAGAAGAACCAUGCGAAGUGGAGAGAGGUUCUGGUGAGCCCUAACUUCAUGACUGGCUACAUCGACAGGUUUAUUCAGAAUCUGCAGGAGCUUCAUAUGAAAAAUUAGAGGUAGCAGGCUGGCUCGAGCAAAAUCAUGGUGCAGGAUCAACCGAGCUUAACAGGGAUGCAACAGCCCCUUCUUAACGUUAUACAUAUUUAAAUCUCGAUAAGUACUCCAACCUUAUAUGCUAGACUUAGGAGGCACAUCCAUUUCUAUUGACGAUUAGAUUUUCACGUGAAAGCACUAGAUUAAGCUAAUUAAACCCGUAAUCCUGCAUUGAAUACUAGACUAUAGGAGCACAUCCCUAUAGGUUGAUAAUUUAGAUUUGCAAAUGAAAAUUCAAUACUAACCUAACGAAACCUUAUGGGUGUGGUUGGUUCGAAAGUGAGCCGGUAUCCAACUUAAAAUAGGAAACUUACUCUAUGACCACCGAUACAAAAAGAUUAAAACAGGACCAAACUAUUAGGUUCUAAAACUAUCGGUUCUAGGUUCUACCUAGAAAUCAACUCAUUUUAUGUACUUGGUAAUCAAAGUCUUAUAAUAAAAUAUAAAAAUUGCACCAUUUCAAUAUGAAAUUAUAUGAAAUUAUACAUUGGUCAAAUAUUGUUGACUGGUCAUGUUGAAGAUCACAGUUCGAUUUUCGAUUGGGUGCCGAUUUUUUUUUAAGAGACGUCAAAACCUAUUCAUAAUUGUUUUAUUCGAGGAACUAGACUAGUUGAAUUGGUUUUAGAAUUGGGCCUUAGGUAGAGCCAUGGUUUUGGCCUUGGAACUAACAACCGAACUAGUCCUAGAUCCGUUUUAGAUCCGUGGCAAUCAAGGACCCAACCGGUUCUCCCUAGAAUCAACUUUGAACUAGUUGGUACAAGCUAAUUUUGAUCAAAGUCCUGGAUUGAACCUAAACCAAUGCUCACCCCUAACCUAGACUGUCAUUCAUUGCCUCCCUCCCCUUUCGCCCCUAUUUUUCUCUCCCUCCCUUCUCUAGCUCAUCGUUAUCGUCUUCUUGUUAUCAUGAUAGCAUAGAUGAUGAUGAUGAUUAGGCUAACCAAGGAAGUCACCCCACGUGCUCUGCGCUAGCGACCCCAUUAACAUAAUAAUAAUCCAGAAAAAAAUAAAUAGACGUUGAAAGCAAUUGAUGAUAGACAAUGACAAAUGGACGCCAAAAGCAAUUGAUGAUAGACAGCAACGGAGGGAGAGUUGCCAAAGGUCCAGUGAUAUUUUAUAUCUCAAUAAUUGGGAGUAUGAUCAAUAACUAGUAGGUGUUAGCAGACUUGUGGAUGGAUUGCGUGGAUCAUGGCCUGAUUGGGGGAGCCCACGGACUUAAUCAAAUCAACUCAGAAACUUUGUCAAUUUCUAGCCGUGGGCUCAAUUUCUCGCCAAAAAUUUA